Molecule: messenger RNA, 696 nt
Organism: Alternaria postmessia
Lineage: Eukaryota; Fungi; Ascomycota; Dothideomycetes; Pleosporales; Pleosporaceae
Exons: 1
Coding region: 1-696 (231 amino acids)
Source: RefSeq, a predicted model, not a curated record
AUGUCUCGAAACGAAAAACAAGCCUCUCCUCCACCGUACUCAGAGUACAGCUCACCAGGGUCCACACGAGGUCAGACCAUCCUCGAUCAGUUAAGCACAACCCGCACACACCACAUUCAAUCCGUGAUCGAAAGGCACGUCAUUCCUCUAAUCGAAGAACGCGCUACCUACGGCAUCGCCCAAACAACCAUCGCCAUGCUCCCCUCCGAUAUACCUUUGCCCGCAGUGGAAGAGAAGUCUGAAUACAGCUUCGACACUUCCGACUCCAAACCGGUAGAAGUAGUUGGUUUCUCAUCAGAAGACGAGCCGAAAGUCGUGCGGUUAGAAGGCCAAAUGAAUCGGACAGAGUUUUGGAGACCGCAAGUUGUGAUUGUAGAGUUGGAGCGUAUGCUAAGCGAAAACCUGAAUGCGAGCCCGGUUCUCAGGAGUCCCAGAGGGCAUGGAAGAAGUGAAGCGGAUAGUGCACAAAGGCAUUCGAGGAGAGGGUUUCUCAGUAGGGUUAUGCCAUCGUUAGGGCCAGAGCUGCGCUCACCGAGCGGAAAUCCCGAGGUUGGCGUGAAACAAUUGGAUCAAGUAAGAAUGGUCGUGGUAAAAGCUAGAUUGGAGGAGAUUUGUCUGAGGACUGUAAGCGAGUUUGGCUUGUACGAUACAAUGUCGAAGCAGUGCGUCAUCAUUCGGGUAGAUGCACGGUGUUGA